AUGCAACCACAAAGACCAAACCCCUCCUUGCAUGUGCGGCCCAUUGUCUUGGGGUUCGCCAAAAUCCUAUUUCUCUCUCUUGGGCAAAUACCCUACGUUCAAGCCGCGCCGCUCUAUGCUGCAAAGCUACUCUCCACCGCCGACGAACCAGAAGGGAAAGAUCCGGAUGACCCAGGGCUAUGGAUAUACUUGACUGUUGCAGCAGUGCUUGUUCUGUUGGGAGGGGCAUUUGCUGGGCUGACAAUUGCGUUGAUGGGCCAGGAUGAGAUAUAUCUGCAAGUCAUCAAGGACUCUGGUGAAGGGAAAGAGAGGGCACAUGCUGCCAAGGUGCUUAAGUUGCUCCGGAAAGGAAAGCACUGGGUCCUGGUUACAUUGUUGUUGAGCAAUGUUAUCACCAACGAAACUCUCCCCAUCGUGCUCGAUCGGUCGCUGGGCGGCGGAUGGCCUGCCGUCCUGGGAUCGACUGUCUUGAUCGUCAUAUUUGGUGAAAUAGCUCCUCAGUCCGUCUGUGUCCGCUAUGGCCUCCCCAUCGGCUCCUGGAUGGCGCCAUUCGUCCUGAUCCUCAUGUACAUUCUGGCACCUGUGGCAUGGCCAACCGCUAAACUACUUGACUAUCUCCUUGGAGAAGAUCAUGGAACAACCUACAAGAAAGCGGGGCUGAAAACACUAGUCUCCCUUCACAGGAAUCUUGGAGAAGCCGGUCAACAGCUUAAUGCUGACGAAGUCACAAUAAUCAGUGCUGUUCUUGACCUCAAGGACAAGCCUGUUGGCAGCAUCAUGACUCCGAUGGACGAUGUCUUCACCUUAUCCCUUGACGACGUGCUAGACGAAUCUACCAUGGACGACAUUCUGUCACAGGGCUAUUCAAGAAUACCUAUCCACCACCCUGAUAACGAUUCCAACUUCGUAGGCAUGUUGCUGGUCAAAAUGCUCAUCACAUACGAUCCAGAGGACGCAAAGCCUGUCCGGGACUUUGCUUUGGCCACUCUACCAGAGACUCGGCCUGACACUAGCUGUCUGGACAUUGUAAACUUCUUUCAAGAAGGCAAGUCCCACAUGGUUCUUGUAUCAGAGUAUCCUGGAGAAGAUCACGGCGCUCUGGGCGUUGUAACUCUGGAGGAUGUUAUCGAGGAGCUGAUUGGCGAAGAAAUCGUGGAUGAGUCCGAUGUUUUUGUCGAUGUACACAAGGCGAUUCGACGAGCCAUGCCUGCACCAACCAGGCGUAUCCCAAAGACGUAUUUCCUUCCCGACGAACCUUCGACAAUCAAUGGCGCUCCAGCUGACUUGGUCAACAUUGACGAAAGCGAAAUACUCUCGCCCGAGGACUUACAGAGGGCUAAAACCGCAGAUAAUCCAACCCAGAAACCAAAGGGCCCGGCUGGCGCUAGAAGACGCUCGAGUGCAGGAAACAGUGUGGGUGGAGACGGAAAGGCUGGCCGAAGAGCCGCAAGCACAGAUGAACUCAAGGAGCAUCUCAAGCACCUUGGACCCUCCAACCUGGCGAGUAGGCCAAGGUCUACGCGUUACAAUACGGUGAAAAUCAAGCCUGGCAACAGCACUGCGGCCAAGGAGGAUGAAACCCGAGCGACCCCAGUGCGGCAGAUCUCCGAGAACGUUUCUGAAUAUCAAGGUGGCAUUGGGGAAGGCCUGCUCAGCUCGGGCGGUAAAUCCGCCUCUGGUGGCGUCCAAGCCUUGAAGCAGGGAUAUGGCUCUCUUUCUGGUUCGCCCAAUGAAAGAAGGCCGAACAGUGCAGUUAAGGGAUUGCAGACAGACUCAGCACAUGAACAAGAUUCCAAAUACGACGGCACCGGAGCCAAAGAUAUACAACAAUCCCGACCGCCUGCUAGAACACUCGAAAGCCAGAGCACCAUUGGUAGUUUGCCCGAGUCACGAACUCCGUCGAGAAGUCCCUAUUAUCACUCCAAGGGCCCAGCCCGAAGUGGUAGUAUCACAGAAAACAUUGUCGACACUAACGGUUUCCGAAAGGUUGUGCUUGAGAUGACUUCAAGCAGCGAGUCGAACGAGGAAGAAGAGAAUUCGGGGGCUAACAAGGGACAUCACACACACGAUGAACGCAAAAACCUAUCAGGGAUGAAACUACGAGGCGGCAGCCAUGAACACCUCCCCGAACCCCAUGAUGAUGACUCCAAGAAGAAAAAGCGCCGGCGAAGAAAGCACGGCCACGGACACGGAAAAGGGGAACGUGAACCACUGUUGCGCGACUAG
Cladophialophora immunda is the source of this 2226-nucleotide messenger RNA. RefSeq lists its product as uncharacterized. Gene Ontology annotation, cellular component: intracellular membrane-bounded organelle. Gene Ontology annotation, biological process: magnesium ion homeostasis. The transcript is spliced from 3 exons. The record is from RefSeq and is a predicted model, not a curated record. Bases 1 to 2226 code for a protein of 741 amino acids. Lineage: Eukaryota; Fungi; Ascomycota; Eurotiomycetes; Chaetothyriales; Herpotrichiellaceae.